CGAGGUAGUAGUGUAGCUCGAGAGAGUCUCUCGGGAGGCUGGAUUAGCCACAAGUUGUGGUGAACCAAGGUAAAAUCGGUGUGUCUCUUACUCUUUUCUUUACUUUUCAUUUAUUCAUUUUUUAUUCCUGCGAUUUUUGAUCAAACGCUAUUCACCCCCCCUCUAGCGUUAGUCUCUUAUUCUAACAAUUGGUAUCGGAGCCUAACUCGCGUCCAAACUUAACCGUCUGAGAGUAAAGCGAUCAUGGGCUCUACUUCUAGAAAUCUCUAUGCAGGAAUUGGAGAAGGUCAAUUAACUUCUAGGCCACCACUCUUUGAUGGCACCAACUACUCUUAUUGGAAGGAACGGAUGAGAAUCUACAUUCAUUCCACCAACUUCCAAUUGUGGUUGAUGAUAAAAAAUGGCGAGGAAAUCCCUAUGAAGAAAGUGGGAGAAACCACGGUCCCAAAGACCGAAAACGAAUUUGAUGCCGAGGACAUCAAGAAGAUUGAAAACUAUGCAAAGGCCAUCAAUAUGCUAUAUUGCGCGGUCAACCCCGAUAACUACCGAAAGAUCUCCUGUUGCACAACCGCCAAGGAGAUGUGGGACAAGCUUGAAGUGACGUACGAAGGUACCGAUCAAGUUCGCGAAGCCAAGAUCGAUUUUCUCACCCAAGAGUACGAAAUGUUUCGGAUGAAAGAAGGUGAGAAAAUUGAUGACAUGUUCGACCGUUUUUCAAAGAUCAUCAACGACCUUCAUGCUCUCAAAAAGACUUACACCAACAAGGAUCUCGUGAGGAAAAUCCUGCGAAGCCUCACACCCGAAUGGAGGUCAAAAGCCGAUUCAAUCUAUGAAUCCAUUGGAGUCUCCAACGUCACCAUCGACGGGCUAAGAGGUAACCUUAAAACCUAUGAAUCUACUAUUCUAACCCCGUCUUUGGAUGAACAAAAGAAAAAGGGGAUAGCUCUCAAAGCCACCAAGGAACCGGUGGAAGAGGCUUCAAGCGAUGACGACAAUAAAUUUGGGCUCGUCAUCAAGAAGUUCCACAAGUUCAUGAAGAAGGAAUUUGAGCGGAAGGGAAGGAAGCACGGCGGUCCUCCCAAGUGCUACGGCUGUGGUGAGAUUGGACACAUCAAGCCAAGGUGUCCAAAGGCCAAACACGGCAGGGAUAAGCCUGGCUUCAAGAAGCAAAGGGCCUACAUCUCUUGGGGUGGCGAUUCCGGCGACGAAUCAACCGACCAAGAGGAGGACGAAACUGCAAAUCUCCGCCUCAUGGCGCACAAAGAUCAAAGCGACGACGUCCAAGAGGUAUAUAAGAACAGGGCAGGAGCUUCCGGCAAAUCCAAGGCCAAAUCCCAGGCGCCUACGACAUCCACCGAGGAACGCCUCUACUAUGGUAACGGGUCAUACCUUUGGUUUGAUUCCGAGGAGGAACGCACCCGUUUCCUCACUUUCUUCUCUAAACGGGUUGUGGCUCCUCCACGGAUCAUCCCGGAGCACUACCCGGAGCUGCAGGGCUACGACGACCUCGACGCGCACCUUUAUCAGGCCGGCCUUUGGCCCUUCGUGUUAGUCGAGGACUGGGUGCUCAACAACGAGGGCCUUAUCCUCAACGAGCUUGGCAUCACCGAGCUCAUCCGCCAUGCCUCGGGCCGCCCCACCAUCCACUCCGCUAACCCCGAUGGCCGUCUUCUUCUCUACAUCGUCUCCCGGAUCAUCAAACCCAGGAAGCACGGCCACACCAUCAUGUCCGGUGAAGAUCUCAAGCUCAUCCAUGCGAUCAUGCACUCGGCCCCAAUCAAUUGGGCAAAGUUUGUCAUGAUCAACAUGACAAUUGCCGCGUCCACCGACCACGACCACCUCCUCCCGUACCCGUUCGUGGUGAUGGACAUCCUUGAACGGUUCAAGGUGACCACCACCGUUGGCCCACUCACAAAGGCCACGAAGAUUUGGGCGGUCAGCACCCAAACCUUCAAGAAGCGGUCGGACAACGCCGGACCUGCCACUUCCGUGCAACGGCGCCGUUCUGCUGCUGGCCCAGCCGAAGCCCAGGCCCGGGCCAACCUUGCCUCCAUCGCCAACUCCCUCAACCGGCUUCACUUCAAAGUUGACGGGAUGGAUGGCUACCUUGAGCGGCUCAACGAGGCUGUUCAACGCCAAGGGCACGCCAUGAACGCAUACUUCCAACGCAUUAACUACGUCCCCCCACCGUACCAUGGCACGUUCUUUGGGCAAGUGUACGGUGACGAGGACGAAGAGGAUGGCUCCUACGCCCCGUCAAGCUCCCCGGACGAGGACGAGUUUGACGAUGCCGUUGACGGUGAUGAGAUGGACGUUGACGACGACGAGGAGGAAACCGAAGACGAAGACUAGGCCGCCCCUAGAAUUUCUAUCUCUUUUAUUUUAAUUAUCAUGUCUCUUAAUGCUUCCGUUGUACUCCGCUAUUUCCCAUCUUCAAUAAAUAAAAGUUAUCUUUUAUCUUUUUGUUAAUGUCAAAAGGGGGAAGAAAAGGGCUAUGCAUAU
Messenger RNA from Cuscuta campestris, 2502 nucleotides. Lineage: Eukaryota; Viridiplantae; Streptophyta; Magnoliopsida; Solanales; Convolvulaceae. The record is from the annotation of a GenBank genome assembly.